UAAAUCUCAAGUAAAAUUUUUUUACACAAUAUUACCAAUUGUUGAAAUGAUUAAAAUAGUAUUUAUUAUUAGAAAUAUCUCAAUAAUGAUAACAGUCUGAGUCAUUUAGGAAAAGGUAGCCACCAAUAAGUCUUUACUCUUAUUCUUCAUUAAAUUCAAUGCCACCUUGUACAGUGCUGCUCCUUUUAUUGCAUAUUAAAGGAAUUUAUAGAAAAAAAUAUUUCGGUUUCCAUCGUACCAUUUCUAUUUUUAAUUAAUAUUUUAAUAAACGUUCAAAUAUAUUAGAAAAACACCAAGGCUUUCACAGGAUAUUCUUAUUUAAUAAGCCAGGUCUUCUUAUGCGACACAGCUGGGGCUCAAACAGGGCUAAGUAGUGCAGGGUCACAUACCAUUCAGCUGUUUUGAUCACUAGUAAUGUGUGUGUGUGUGUGUGGGGGGGGGGAGGUGAGCGAGUGGGUUGUACUUUUUUCCUGUUUUGUAACGUUUGAUCCUGCUAAGCCCCGCCCCCUGAAGAUAACGCAUGUUUCUUCAGCCCAGCGGGGAACCCAGACGCAAUCAGCUGCGGCGUGGGGAUCCCCGCAAAGGAUCGGGAGAUAAGAAUGGUUUGAGUUCUGCUGAAUGGGAGACGGAGGGAGAAUGGUGGACCUGUCCUCGGAGUGGAACAUCUCUUUCGCAGGCUGUGGAUUUAGGAGCAUCUACUACGUCGGAGCUUUGAGCUGCAUCCUGGAGUGGGUCCCUCAGCUGCUGCACGGAGCCUCUAAGUUCGGGGGGGCCUCCUCCGGUUGUCUGGUGGCAGCAGCCCUGGCUGUGGGGAUUCCCAUUGAACAGCUGUGUUUCAGCAUUUUAAACCUGGCAAAGGAGGCCAGAAAACACACUCUGGGAGUUUUCCACCCGACCUUCAGGAUGCUGCAGACGGUGCGGCACUCUUUGCUGGAGAAGCUCCCGCAGGAUGCCCACCUGCGGGCAUCAGGGAGGCUCUGCGUGUCCCUCACCAGACUGGCGGACGGACAAAAUGUGCUGGUGUCGAAGUUUGACACUAGAGAGGAGCUCAUUCAGGUACUCAUGUGCAGCUGCUUUUUCCCCGUCUACUGUGGCUUUAAACCACCGUCAUACCACGGAGUGUACUAUAUGGAUGGAGCUCUGAGCAACAACAUGCCCCUGUUUGAGCACAGAAACACCAUCACCAUGGCCCCCUUCUCGGGCGAGAACGACAUCUGCCCCAGGGAGGGGACCUUCAACUUUUUCGAGGUCCACUACGGCAACGUGAGCAUUCAAGUUAACACCGGCAACGUCUACCGUGUGUGUACCUCGUUCCUCCCUCCAACUCUGGAGAAGUUAGGUGAGAUCUGCCACAAUGGCUACAUGGACGCUCUUCGUUUCUUGAAAGAAAGGGAUCUGCUCGGUGCGAAGCACAUCCCUCGGAGUUUAUUGCUGGGGAAAGGCUGGACCACACCUGCUUGUCGUGAGCGUGGAAAAGAGCGGGCUAAUGCAGAAGAGGCCAGGCUGAGCAAGAUGAGGCUGCGCAAAGGAGGAAACCGUCAGCAGGAGGAGCAGACACAGCUUAGCCACAAAGUCACCCACAGCCUCCCCGCCAGCAUCCAGGAAGUGCUGCGUGAGGCGUGCCAGCAUAAUCGCGACCCAAGCAGCUGGUGGUCUCGGUUUACUGACUUCCUCCCAAUAAAACUCAUCAUUUACAUGCUGACUCUGCCCCUCCGGCCUAUCCAGCUCGGCCUCUCGCUUGCCAAAGAACAGGUCCUUUGGCUCGGACCGCGCCGACCGCACAGAGGGAGACACAAAGUCUGAACCCAGACUACUUUUAGUCCAGUUGUUCAUUUGGUCCUUUGUUGGUUUUUGUACCAGGACAGGAUUCUCUAGAAAAUGUCCAAGAUGAUGUUGGACACAGAAAGCAUGUAAAAAAUGGGAACGUGUCCAUUUACAGAAGUAUGUGUAAACUAUUUUAUUUAACUUCAUAAUUUCUAAUGCUCUUAUCAAAUAAAGGUCAUAUUUUCUUGAA
Molecule: messenger RNA, 2014 nt
Organism: Xiphophorus hellerii (green swordtail)
Lineage: Eukaryota; Metazoa; Chordata; Actinopteri; Cyprinodontiformes; Poeciliidae
Product: patatin-like phospholipase domain-containing protein 2
Exons: 8
Coding region: 619-1803 (394 amino acids)
Biological process (GO): lipid homeostasis; triglyceride catabolic process
Cellular component (GO): membrane; cytoplasm; lipid droplet
Molecular function (GO): triacylglycerol lipase activity
Source: RefSeq, a predicted model, not a curated record